AUGGAGAGCAUUCUGCAUCAUCUUCCCAUUUACUCGCAUGUGAGGCAAACGAGGCCUUUUGAACCGCUGAAAUUCGUUGGAGAACAGAGCGGAACGAGCACAGAUCUUCCAACAUUAGUGGACAAAUGUAGUCCAGAGUUUUCGAACGGAGCAAUGGCUUUGUUUCAUCCCCUGUACUUCAACGGGCACCUGCAGACGCUGUAUGCUGCAGUAAGAACGUUCGAUAAAGAGAACAUGGUUUACUACAAGCGACUGGUUGUGCCUUGUCGAGACGGGGGGGAAGCGACGGCUGACUUCCGGGUACCUCCCUUUGAGAAGGCAUCAGAUUACACGCCACCAAAUCAGACCAAGCCGCUCAUGCCCCGUUACAGCUUUUUCACGCCAGAGGAAGAGCGGAACUUAGGCUCCAACGACGAGAAACCAUUGCUCAUUGUGCUUCACGGGCUUACAGGUGGGUCCCAUGAGGCUUACGUGCGCAGUCUCGUCGAUCGGAUUACUACUAACUACGGAUUUGAAGCAUGCGUCUUGAAUUCACGUGGAUGCAGUGAGUCCUGCAUUACGACACCCCAGUUGUAUAACGGUGUCUGGACUAAUGAUAUACGCGAUUUCGUGGUUAAGCUACGCGCUCUCUUCCCUAAGCGCAAGUUCUACCUCGUGGGCUUUUCUUUGGGGGCUUCUAUUGCGACGAACUACUUGGGCCAAGAGGGCUCCAACUCGCAAAUUGAGUGUGCUGCCAUUCUGGCCAACCCUUGGGAUCUAUGCAAUGCUUCCUACUACAUGUAUAGAACGUUCCUUGGGCGCAAUCUCUACGGCAACCAUUUUUCCAAGAGCCUUGUGAAGAUGCUGAAAGACAACUUGUCUGUCUUGAAGCAGGACCCUUACAUGGCUAAGCUGUACGCAGAAAAGAUUGACAGCGUCAAAACGGUGGAAGAGUUUGACAACUGGUUCACGUCCCGUAUGUUCGGGUUUAACUGUUCUUUUGAGUAUUACCGAUACGGUACCAGUUCCAACAGAAUUCCUCUUAUCAGGACGCCAAUGUUGGCCAUUAGCGCCUCUGAUGAUCCAAUUGUUGGUUCGGAGUCACUCCCUAUCCGUGAAAUUGAAUCUAACCCUUACACGUUGUUGAUUGAGUCCAGCAAAGGAGGCCAUGUUGCUUGGUUCGACGCCCACGGCGAGCGCUGGUACGAAGAGCCAUUGUGCAGGUUUUUCAGUGGAUUUCAUAGUGAUGUUGCAUUAGAGGGCUUGAAGCCCGAUUUGGCAUCUGUGACACUACCGCACGCGAACAAAUUCAAGGGUGAUCGACUAGUCGAUGCCACUGUCAGAGACUAUUGA
Lachancea thermotolerans CBS 6340 is the source of this 1332-nucleotide messenger RNA. RefSeq names its product putative carboxylic ester hydrolase (gene MGL2). Gene Ontology annotation, molecular function: acetylesterase activity; monoacylglycerol lipase activity. The transcript has a single exon. Gene Ontology annotation, biological process: medium-chain fatty acid biosynthetic process; medium-chain fatty acid catabolic process. Bases 1 to 1332 code for a protein of 443 amino acids. Lineage: Eukaryota; Fungi; Ascomycota; Saccharomycetes; Saccharomycetales; Saccharomycetaceae. The record is from RefSeq and is a predicted model, not a curated record.